Molecule: messenger RNA, 2040 nt
Organism: Pseudocercospora fijiensis CIRAD86
Lineage: Eukaryota; Fungi; Ascomycota; Dothideomycetes; Mycosphaerellales; Mycosphaerellaceae
Exons: 5
Coding region: 1-1710 (569 amino acids)
Source: RefSeq, a predicted model, not a curated record
AUGACCUUAUAUCCCUGGAGCAUGAGAAGCGCCUGUAAUGAGAACACACCUCUCCUACGCCGUACAAUCCGAGCACUGGAGCCUGGAUAUACCACAAACAUGAGACUCGCUGCGGCAUGUUCUGCUCUCCUCGCCUGCACUGCCAGCACAGCAUUUGCAGCCGAACAGCAUUGCAAGGAAGUCGAGGUGCUUGUGACUGUCGGGGCAAACGUCCCAGCACUGCCAGAGAGAUUUGAUCUUCCGUCGCUAUCAAACUACCUCCAUUUAUGGCUGGGGUUUCUCUUUAAUUUGCCAGCUCAAGGAAAAUAUACCAUACGAGCCACGCAUUGCGCCAGCACUGUGCGAGAUCCGGAGAAUAAUGGAAGGCUUCAAUUGUUGGUACACGGAAUAUGUGGAAGCAGACACUUCUUCUCAGGGUUAGAUUCACCAAGUCUAGGCAUAGAAGCAUUUGGCGGCAAGAACUACAGCUAUGUGGAUUAUGCCCUAUCGAAAGGAUACGACACGCUUGCUGUUGACCGGCUGGGGAAUGGUCGCUCGGAUAAACCAAAUCCGUUCCUCGUGGUCCAUCUUCCCGCUCAAAUUGAGGCGAUGAAUUCUCUCAUUGAAAAAAUUCGAGCUGGAGCUUUGGGGAAAGUCCCAAAAGAGGUUAUUUGGUACGGACAUUCUUGGGGCUCGAUCCUCGGCCAAGGGCUUGCUACGAAGUACCCAAGAGCAGUUGAAAGGCUUGUCUUAAACGGAUGGACUGCAUUCGUUCACAAAGCCGCCAUAACCACUGCGCUCCGCUUACAGUUCUGGCCGGCUCGUCUAGCGGAUGCCAGAAAACGAUUCACCAAGCUUGGCUGGGGAUACCUACAGCCAAGCAGUGAGAAAGGCAUGACACAAAUGAACUUCUGGGGUGCUGGGACGGAUUUCGAAGGGGCACACUACGACACCGCUAUCACGAAGCAGAUGUGGACGCAGGUUGGCACAGUGGCAUUUGGGGAAUUACUGACCUCUUCAUUGCUAAAUGGCGUUCCGGCUGCCUCGUUCAGAGGCAAAGUACUUCUGGUGACUGGCCAACACGACGAUUUCUUCUGCGCUACUAGUUAUCGCGCUGGCCAUGUCGACUGCGGUAGUGGCGAUAAGAACGGUUUAGGAGGUUCCUGGUCCUACAUGCAAAACGACAAUUCGAUACUCGCUCGCACAGGCAAAAAGGCAUUCCCUCAUGCUGCCCGCUUCGAUUACUUCGUACCGCCCAAUACGGGCCACUGCCUACACCAGCAUUAUUCACAGAAGCUUUCUGCCGACACCACGGAAGCAUGGCUGCGAGAGACGCUACCCAAGUCGGCUCGAGUCUCUAGAUCUGGAGCAGAUGUCGUAGCUGUAGUCGUAGACACAUCUAAUAACGGCACAAUCCAGCUGCAAGUGGGUUUGCAAACAAGUGAAUCCAGGUUUUGGGCGGAAGGACAGUACUGCUCGGCUGUGAAACCAGUGCGCGUUUCAACGACUGUCGAUUUUCUCGACACAAUUGCGGAUUUUCGAAACAAGCCCACACCUCCUCCUGAGGAAGAUGCAGUUGACGCGAAUCGGAAGGCUGCGGUGGAAUAUGUGUGGCAUAAUUGCGACAAAUUUUCCCUCGGAUUCUUCGUCACAGGCAAAGCAAGCUUCAGCAAUCGCACUACCGCCGCUGCCGGAACACCACAUAAUACAGAGGCGGCAAUCACAUUGUGAUCAAUCGCGGACCUAGACCCAUACAUAAUGUGACCUCUUCGUCAGACCUGGUGCACUGGGUGAUCGGACUGGCAUUUAAGGAUUCGCCCGCAGACAUGUUCGACGCAUGUCAAGAUCCGAAAGAGGAGAACUGUGACUCGAAGCGAAGAAAAGUGAGAUGGUUAUGCGAGUAUUGAGAACUUCUGGUUCAAGCCAUAAGCGAAUGGCGUUCAGACUGACAAACCCAAACAAAACCUGAUCGACGAGCGAGCACUGGAGUACACGCAGCCAGCUUAGGAUAAUUUCAAGCCUUGUCCUCAACAAUUUCGAUCGUUGUCGUGGUAGCGUCAG